AUGCCUUCCUGUUUCCCCUGCUCUAACUGGAGAAGUAUCGCGUUCACUUCAUUGUAUAAUCCCGAGCACUGUAUAUACAUGUCAUACAGUCACAUUCGGCCGACACCUAACAUUUUCGCCGUGCAACGCUUCUUUGUGGGUCCCCAUGAGAUGGAACAAUGUGAUCGAUUGGGAGUUUUGUUGGGGAUGGAACCAUCUACGUCUUGGGAAUCAGAUGGCUUUCUUGGCGCUCCCAUCCUUUUUCAUCCAUUCCAUGGUGAAAACAUCGAGCUUUUGGAACACAGAAGACGCGCUUUGCGGCGAGUUAGCUUUGAGAAGGGUAUAGUGUUCUCGGAGCGUGCCCUUUCGGAAGGAGAGUGCUUCUUCAUUUCUAUAGAGGGAGUGGAAGGAGGCUGGUCAGGUCAUUUAAGGAUUGGCUUAACCACAAUUAAUCCCGAAACAAGACCCUCAGUCAGAAAUCUCGACUCGAACUCCUGGCUUUUCUCUGUGUCGCCAGUCAUCGUCCCGUUUCGAAACUCAUUAACUGCUCGAUCACUUCCUACAGAGAAGGGAUCACUGAUAGGUGUGUACUACGAAAGGAACGCUGGGACACCGAGAAUUCAUGUUGUUCUGAAUGGCUUUGAUAUCUGUCCAAAUUUCGGCUCCAUUCCUUCUGAUCAACCCUUUUUCGCAAUUGUUGACGUGUUUGGAAGUACGAAGGAGGUUCGAGUUGUGUUCCCUGGUCCGCGUGUUCCUGCUCGUUUAUACAGCCUUUGUUCGGAUCGUUUGCGGUGUCUUUACAAUGAGAAGAAAUGUUCUCUGUCAAGUUUGCCUGCGCCUCUACGAAAUCAAUUACAACAAGAAUGGAACAGCGAAGCUAACGGUACCUCGUACUAUGAUUGGGAAGGAGUGCGAUAA
This is a messenger RNA of Necator americanus (New World hookworm), 897 nucleotides long. RefSeq lists its product as uncharacterized. Gene Ontology annotation, molecular function: ubiquitin protein ligase activity. The transcript has 6 exons. Bases 1 to 897 code for a protein of 298 amino acids. Lineage: Eukaryota; Metazoa; Nematoda; Chromadorea; Rhabditida; Ancylostomatidae. The record is from RefSeq and is a predicted model, not a curated record.